GAGCCGGUGGGCGAUGAGCGGGCCAUCGAUGGCCAAAGGGUGUCGCCACGGCAGCCGCAGCUCAUCACUGGCGGCAUCAUGCGCGAGUACCAGCUGGAGGGCAUGGAAUGGCUGGCGUCGCUGUACGAAAACGGGCUCAACGGCAUCCUCGCAGACGAAAUGGGACUGGGCAAGACACUCCAGACCAUCGCAUUCCUGUGCUUCCUGCGCGAGCGCAAAGUAUGGGGCCCAUUUCUCAUCCUCUGCCCGCUGUCGACGCUGAGCAACUGGGUGUCCGAGUUCUACCGCUUCACGCCAAACACCCCCGUGCUGCUGUACCAUGGUAACCCGGACGAACGCAAGGAACUGCGCCGCAAGCAUCUGCGCAAGCUCGACCAGAACUUCCCCAUUGUCGUCACCACCUACGAGAUCUCAAUGCGGGACAAGCAGGCGCUGCAAAAGUUCGCAUGGAAGUUCAUCAUCAUUGACGAGGGCCAUCGCAUCAAGAACAUGAACUGCAAGCUGAUCCGCGACUUAAAGUCCUACCAAAGCACAAACCGGCUUCUUCUCACCGGCACACCGCUGCAGAACUCGCUUUCGGAGCUCUGGUCGUUGCUCAACUUCCUUCUGCCAGACAUCUUUGACGACCUGGAGAGCUUCCAAGCAUGGUUCGAUUUCAACGACAUUAGCGAGAAGGAGGGCCAGGACCGCAUUAUUUCGCAGCAGACCAGCUCCAACAUUGUCACCAAGCUGCACCAGAUCCUGCAGCCGUUCUUGCUGCGCAGGCUCAAGGUUGACGUCGAAAAGCACCUGCCGCCGAAGCGCGAGUACCUGAUUGCCUGCCCGAUGGCGCCCGUGCAGUACGAGUACUACCAGGCGGUGCGCGGCCCCAACCUGCGGUCGUUCCUCCAGGACAGAUUUGCCGGCGCCAACGCGUUCUUGGGCGCGGCCAGCAGCGACAGCGGCAGCCUCGCCAAGGCAGCCAAGCCAGGCAAGAGAGGCAACGGGCGCAAAAGGCCAGCGUACGCCGAAGCCGACGAAAACGACACUUUCAGCGGAGACGAGCUCGACGAGCCCGCACACCUGCCCAAGGACACCACGCCCAAGGCAUCCGCCAGCGGCUCCGGGCUGAGCAAGCUCAAGGCAGACGUGCUCGUGCGGCAGCUCAACCUCCAGUUCCGGCUGAUGCAGCAGCGCAAGGUGUGCCAGCACCCGUAUCUCUUUGACUUCCCCGUCACCGAUCCGCAGGACCCCGAGUCCGAGUUCCUCAUUGACGAGCAGCUGGUCAGAUCCUCGGGCAAGCUGCUGCUGCUCGACCGGCUGCUUCCAGAGCUUUUCGCCAACGGGCACCGCGUGCUGAUUUUCUCGCAGUUUGCCCGCGUCCUGGAUAUCCUCGAGUUCUACGCGGAGCUGCGUAGCUGGAAGUUUUGCCGUAUCGACGGAUCCGUCGCCCAGACCGAUCGCCAAGACGCCAUUGUGCGCUUCAACACCGACCCCUCCAUCCCUCUGUUUUUCCUCACCACGCGGUCCGGCGGUCUCGGCAUCAACCUGACGGCCGCCGACACCGUGGUUAUUUUCGACUCCGACUGGAACCCACAGCAAGAUCUGCAGGCCCAAGACCGUGUUCACCGGAUUGGCCAGAAGCGCCCUGUGCUUAUUUACCGGUUAAUUAUUGCCGGGAGCUGCGAACGAGCCAUACUGAAGCGCGCCAAGGCCAAGCGUAAGCUGGAGAAACUGGUCAUCCACGAUAAGAAGUUC
Messenger RNA from Kickxella alabastrina, 1737 nucleotides. Its product is annotated as SNF2 family N-terminal domain-containing protein. NCBI's taxonomy places the organism in Eukaryota, Fungi, Kickxellomycota, Kickxellomycetes, Kickxellales, Kickxellaceae. Gene Ontology annotation, cellular component: nucleus; pericentric heterochromatin. The transcript is spliced from 2 exons. The record is from RefSeq and is a predicted model, not a curated record. Gene Ontology annotation, biological process: pericentric heterochromatin formation; lymphocyte proliferation; negative regulation of gene expression via chromosomal CpG island methylation. The annotation marks the transcript as partial. Gene Ontology annotation, molecular function: ATP binding; chromatin binding; ATP-dependent chromatin remodeler activity.